GUUUCGGUUAAAUUUUGUGUAUUUCUUUCUUUGAUGCGAUUCGCAUUUUGCUAUGGGUUAAAUCGUGAAAAAUAUCACUGGAUAUACUUGAGCAUGUAUUCGAAUAAUAAUAUUCUAAAUUAGAAGCCAAUAGAUUUGACAAAAUACCAAAAAUGGCGAUCUGAAAAAACAAUUAUUUCGUAGCAGUUCUACGUAUAAUUGAAUCGCCUGUUGAAAAAUUGGCAAACAAACAGAAAACGAGGAAAAAUGCAGACAAUUAAAUGCGUUGUGGUCGGGGAUGGUGCAGUGGGUAAAACUUGUUUGUUGAUUUCAUACACCACAAAUAAAUUUCCAUCCGAAUAUGUACCAACAGUAUUUGACAAUUAUGCUGUGACUGUUAUGAUCGGUGGUGAACCAUAUACCUUAGGAUUGUUCGAUACAGCAGGUCAGGAGGAUUACGACCGACUACGUCCUUUAAGUUAUCCUCAAACUGAUGUGUUCCUUGUUUGUUUUUCGGUUGUGUCACCGUCGUCCUUUGAAAAUGUUAAAGAAAAGUGGGUUCCAGAAAUAACUCAUCAUUGUCAAAAGACUCCAUUCUUAUUGGUGGGUACUCAGAUUGAUUUACGAGAUGAUGCAGCAACUAUAGAGAAACUUGCAAAAAACAAACAAAAGCCUAUAUCGGCCGAACAAGGUGAAAAACUUGCCAAAGAACUGAAAGCAGUCAAGUAUGUGGAAUGCAGUGCUCUUACACAGAAAGGUUUGAAAAACGUAUUCGACGAAGCGAUCUUAGCAGCGUUAGAGCCUCCAGAACCAGUUAGAAGAAGACGAUGUAUCGUUUUGUAGAGAGCAACUAACGCGGUUUUUAAAAUCUAUUAGCGCUGUUCGGACGAUGAUUGCUGUAUGAGCUUGUCAUACGGUGCAUGCGAAAAUACUUUUCGACUAACGAUAGUUCGUCUGAUUGUCGGUACGAUCUAUCUUUCGUUUUCAACUCAUUCGAUACACACUCGAUUGGAAGAAAAAAAUUCAUCCAGAAAAGAUGAAGACGAGCAUUUUAUGUAUAAGAGGUACGCAUGUAUAUUAUGUGUGUACAUGUGCAUGUAUAUGUGUAUGAAUAUUCGCGUACAUAUAUAUGUGCACACAAGCGCGCACACAUACAAACACAAAGACACUCCUACAUUUAUCCUUUCGUCGACUGGUUCAUCGAAGAAAGAUUAACAGUUGGUUUUUACUUAAAUCAACUUGAGGCAGCGGGCAAAUAUCAAUGGUUUUUGGCAAUCGCGUGGAAGGAACAAUGUAAUUAUUGACAACCAUAAACAUCUACACGAAUUUCGUAUCAAAAAUACCUGUAAAACAUUCUUCUAUUUAAUAUGUAAGACGUUUUUAUUGAUAAAUUAGUAGUGUGAAUUUUUUAAUAAAUCAGUUUAAAAAAAAAAAAGAAUUAAGAUUG
Frieseomelitta varia is the source of this 1426-nucleotide messenger RNA. Its product is annotated as cdc42 homolog. Gene Ontology annotation, biological process: small GTPase-mediated signal transduction. The transcript is spliced from 5 exons. The record is from RefSeq and is a predicted model, not a curated record. Bases 247 to 822 code for a protein of 191 amino acids. Gene Ontology annotation, molecular function: GTP binding; GTPase activity. NCBI's taxonomy places the organism in Eukaryota, Metazoa, Arthropoda, Insecta, Hymenoptera, Apidae.